Calliphora vicina (urban bluebottle blowfly) is the source of this 1715-nucleotide messenger RNA. Its product is annotated as lipase 3-like. NCBI's taxonomy places the organism in Eukaryota, Metazoa, Arthropoda, Insecta, Diptera, Calliphoridae. Bases 53 to 1642 code for a protein of 529 amino acids. Gene Ontology annotation, biological process: lipid metabolic process. The transcript is spliced from 6 exons. The record is from RefSeq and is a predicted model, not a curated record.
UCGUUGUCAUAGUGGCCUUUGGCCAAUUGCCAUUGUGUAUGCGGUAUUUGCCAUGCAACUUUUUGGUAGUUCAAUGGCUUUUACCAUACUUUCGCCCUUUAGUUACACAUCUUUAAGUUUUAAGAAUCUUUUAAACAGUGUGUUGCUCUCCAGCAAUGCCAAUUUGGCGGGCGGUGGACGUAAUCUCAAAUCAGAUGUUUUGGAAGAUGCUUCACUGAUAACGCCCAAAUUAAUACGCAAAUAUGGCUAUCCCUCCGAAACGCAUACAGUGGUAACCAAGGAUGGUUAUAUACUGGAAAUGCAUCGCAUACCAAAGAAAGGAGCACAACCAGUGCUGCUAAUGCAUGGCAUCUUAGAUACCUCAGCCACGUGGGUGUUAAUGGGUCCCAAGUCAGGUUUGGGUUACAUGUUAUCAGAUUUGGGCUACGAUGUAUGGAUGGGUAAUGCACGUGGCAAUCGUUAUUCGAAAAAUCACACCAGCCUUAAUAGUGAUUAUAUGGAAUUUUGGGAUUUUACAUUUCAUGAAAUGGGCAAGUAUGAUUUGCCAGCGAAUAUUGAUUAUAUUUUAGCCAAGACCGGCUAUGAUCAACUGCACUAUGUGGGACAUUCACAGGGUACUGCUGUAUUUUGGGUUUUGUGCUCGGAGCAACCCCAGUAUACGCAAAAAAUACUUUCCAUGCAUGCUUUAGCGCCCAUUGCCUACAUACAUGACAUGAAGAGUCCCCUCUUCCGCACUCUGGUAUUAUUUUUAGAUUUCCUAACGGCUGCCACACGCAUGUUACGCAUCACGGAAUUUAUGCCAAAUACAAAAUUUCUUGUUGACCACAGCCAGGUGGUGUGUCACGACAAUGCCAUGACACAGGAUGUAUGUUCCAACAUUCUCUUCUUGGUUGCCGGCUAUAAUUCUGAACAAUUGAAUAAGACCAUGUUGCCCGUCAUGCUGAGUCACACACCCUCAGGCGCAUCGAUCAAACAGCUUGAGCACUUCGGUCAGCUAAUGAAGUCGGGACAUUUCCGUAAAUUUGAUCGUGGAUAUUUGCGCAAUCAACUUGAAUACAAUCGCAUGACACCACCCGAUUAUGAUUUCAACAAGGUCAAAGUACCCGUGGCCCUCUACUACUCAAUGAACGAUAUGCUGGUGUCGACAACGGGCGUUGAUCGUUUAGCACGUGAAUUGCCACAAGUGAUAGACAAGUAUUUGGUGCCCAUGGAAAAGUUUAAUCAUUUGGAUUUCCUAUGGGCAAUUGAUGUUAAAACACUUGUCUAUAAUCGUCUGGUACGGAAUAUAAGACGUGUAGAGAAUUUCAAAUUGAAGCACAGCGCUAAUUUAGCAGCGAAUCUACAACAGCAGCAACAGCAGCUGCAGCAGCAACAACAACAACGUCAGGAAUUAUUAAAUAAUCAACAUACACUUGCACUGCCUGCGUUGCAGCCACCUCUACCACCAAAUCUAUCAAUUGCCAGUGUUAAUGCUCCAAUUAUGGCCACCACAAUGGCCACUACAACGGCACGCACUAUAACUACGACCACUCAUAUUCAGGCAGUUCAACAGCAACAGACUCAGUCGCAGCCCAUACAACAGCAGCAGCAACAACAAUCGGAGCAAUUACAAACCUUGCCAAGUGUCAUGACAACUGCGUGAAAUUUUAAAUGGGCAGCGUGAUUUUUUGUUAACGAAAAAAAAAUCAAUAUUUAAUAAUUAUGUUUCCUAGACA